AUGACCACCAAUAUGGGUCCACCGCCACCGCGCAACCCAAACGUCUCGACGGAACCUGAACUGAUAACCCAAGAAGAAUCCGAACCCACAACAGUCAAAACCUCAAGGGAUCCUCCCCAAAAGCCCCCAGACCAAGAAAAGGAAUCAACUUCUUUACUUGCCUGGAAUCAGUCCAGAGAAUUUGUGUACAUCUAUUAUGUGCUUCGAACAAUUUCAUAUAUUAUAAGCCAGGGAAGCAUCUUCUGCAUUGCUGUUGCUUAUGCGGCAGAUGUUGUCAGUGUCAGCAACAGGGCUGCAGUAUUUAGUUGGAUUACCGGCCUGUUUUCUGCCUCCCAUGUCUUAGGAAAUAUGCUGGCGCGUUUUCUUCCUGAGAAGUACAUUUUUCUGGUUUCAAUAGUUCUCUUGAUUUUUUGUCCAGUUUAUAUGCAAUUCUUCCUGGUUGAGACGGUAGACAUCGAUACCACAAGGGAACAAGAUACAGGCUGCUUAACUAAGUCAAUGAUGGUUCUCAAUAAAAGAUAUAAAGCAAUGAAAGAUGCUGCAGAAAUAGUUAUUAGCAGCCCAACACUUCAAGGUAUUUCAUUCAUUUCCUUCUUCUAUGAGUUGGGAAUGUCUGGCAUUACCUCCAUCUUACUGGUAAGUUUUCUGUCAAUAUAUAAUAUAAAACAUUCUGAUUAUUGUUGUUAUAUUCACCAUUUCUAAGCCUUCAGAUAUCUCUCUUAUGGAUGGGAAAUGAUAAGACUGUGUUAGAGUUUACCACAAGA
This is a messenger RNA of Theobroma umbraticum, 764 nucleotides long. RefSeq lists its product as uncharacterized. The record is from RefSeq and is a predicted model, not a curated record. Lineage: Eukaryota; Viridiplantae; Streptophyta; Magnoliopsida; Malvales; Malvaceae.